This is a messenger RNA of Strongyloides ratti, 693 nucleotides long. Its product is annotated as Domain of unknown function DB domain-containing protein. The transcript has 2 exons. The coding region runs from base 1 to 693 and encodes 230 amino acids. The record is from RefSeq and is a predicted model, not a curated record. NCBI's taxonomy places the organism in Eukaryota, Metazoa, Nematoda, Chromadorea, Rhabditida, Strongyloididae.
AUGAAUAAAGUAAUUAUUUUUAUUAUUGAAUUUUUGUUACUUAUUUCAUCAACAUAUGGUUGUCUUUCUUCUGGUAUGUGUGGUGGUACUCCUGCCUGUACUCCUCCACCACCACCACCUCCAGUUUGUGCUAGAAGUGGCUGUGGAACAGGUUAUACAUGUGGACAAUAUGGUUGUUUCCAAGCUUCUAAAGCUAGAAUGUCUGGAUCUAAAAUAAUAACUUUUGGUAAAGAUGAUGAUCUUAUAUCAAAAGAAAAUGGUAGAAUUAAUAAUGAAAAACUUUGGCAUAUCAGUGCAAUGGAAGCUGAUGAACAAUUUUAUCAAUGUUGUAUAGAUAAUCAACUUCCUGAUUCAUGUCUUGAUAAAUGUUCUUAUACAGGAUAUACCAGAGAUUCUAUUCGAAAUAUGUUUAUGAGAUUAGAUGCAUGUCCUCUUCAGGCUGCCUCUGUAAUACAUUAUUGUGCAGCAAAAGGCCAAAAUCAUUUACAAUGUUGUGGAGCACGUGGUGUACAUACGACAUUAGCUGGACCAAAAUGUUUAGUAUUUUGUGAUCAAACUCCAGGAAAUGUUACACAAUUAGAUUUUAGUUAUCUUCCAUGUUAUGAACGUUUUGAAGAAAUGAAAUCAUGUUUUUACAAUAAUGUUUUUACUUCACUUAUCAACAGAAAAUAUAAAAAAUUGGCUAAGCAAUAA